AUGCUGCUGGGCGCCUUCACGAUGCUGCUGGGGGCGCUGCUGGUGCUGAGCCGCAGCCCGAUGUUCUCCUGCCUGCUCACGGGCGGCCUGUACCUGGCGCUGCGGCUCUUCAGCCUGGAGCCGGUCUCCCUGCAGCGGGCCCAGCACAUUGUGCAGCCCCGCGGCUCCGCCGCCCGCAUCGCCCACCGCGGCGGCGGGCACGACGCGCCCGAGAACACGCUGGCGGCCAUCAGACAGGCAGCUGAGAAUGGAGCCACAGGCGUGGAGCUGGACCUUGAAUUCACUGCAGAUGGCAUUCCCAUUCUAAUGCAUGAUGAUACAGUAGAAAGGACAACUGAUGGGUCUGGGAGUUUACGUGAUUUUACGUUUGAAGAAAUUAGGAAGCUUAAUCCAUCUGCAAAACAUAGACUAUGGAGAGAUUUCCGGGGUGAAAAAGUACCAACUUUGAAAGAAGCCGUUAUGGAAUGUAUGCAUUAUAACCUCAUAAUCUACUUCGAUGUCAAAGGCCAUGCAAAUCAGGCAGUUGGUGCCCUAAAACUCCUCUAUCUGGAAUAUCCUCGUUUGUACAACAGUAGCAUUGUCUGCUCUUUCAUACCAGAGAUCGUCUAUAAGAUGAGGCAAUCUGACAGGAAUGUUGUUACAGCAUUAACACACAGGCCCUGGAGCCUUAGUCAUUUUGGAGAUGGGAAGCCUCGUUUUGAUUGCUUUUGGAAGCACUAUGGGUAUAUGAUGAUGGACAUCAUUAUGGACUGGAGCCUGCACAACUUCUUGUGGUACCUGUGUGGGGUUUCAGCUUUCCUCAUGCAGAAAAAUUACAUUUCACAAGAGUAUGUGAGGCAGUGGUCUUCACAAGGAGUUCAAGUGGUUGGCUGGACGGUGAACACACUUACAGAAAAAAUGUACUAUGAGACCAUCCUUGAGACCAGCUACAUCACAGACAGCUUGGUGGAGGACUGUGAUCCUCACUAUUAGACUUACACUGUAUGGGACUCUGAAAUAUGCCAUCCUGGUUCAUGCAGAUCUGAGUUCAGCACCAGAGGGUCCAAAGAUGCAGAAUGAGGCUGCAUACAUAAGUUGGGUUUUUUGCUUGUACUGUAUGAUUGGAUCUUAAAUCACAGCAAACCCCUCAGUCACACUACUAGGCUGAGCCACAAUCAGCAUUAGUGCUGGGGAGAAAUGUUGCGUGCGUCUGCUAUCAGAGGAAAUUGCUGUAUGGUCUAAAAAGAUCAGUUUUGAUCAACUGAUCUGGUAACUAGUAGUUCAGACAGGUUGCUUAUAAGUCAACUGUUUCUUUACUUGAUUUAACCCUUGAUUUUAAGUCAUCAGCAGCUUUUGAAUGCCUAAUUUUAAACUGUACAUUAAACAAUCUGCUCCUCAAAUAGUAGUGUGGUCUACCUCUACCGCAAUGUUA
This is a messenger RNA of Emys orbicularis (European pond turtle), 1411 nucleotides long. It is a transcript of the gene GDE1, whose product is annotated as glycerophosphodiester phosphodiesterase 1. Gene Ontology annotation, molecular function: glycerophosphodiester phosphodiesterase activity. Gene Ontology annotation, cellular component: plasma membrane. Gene Ontology annotation, biological process: phospholipid metabolic process; N-acylethanolamine metabolic process; ethanolamine metabolic process. The transcript is spliced from 6 exons. NCBI's taxonomy places the organism in Eukaryota, Metazoa, Chordata, Testudines, Emydidae. The coding region runs from base 1 to 972 and encodes 323 amino acids. The record is from RefSeq and is a predicted model, not a curated record.